Molecule: messenger RNA, 1057 nt
Organism: Theobroma umbraticum
Lineage: Eukaryota; Viridiplantae; Streptophyta; Magnoliopsida; Malvales; Malvaceae
Biological process (GO): innate immune response
Source: RefSeq, a predicted model, not a curated record
ACCACAUAAAAUCUACGGAGUCCUGGCCUUUUCGUUUUUAACCCAACCCCCUCUUUCUUCAGCUCUUCGCCCAUCCCACUCAUGUCUAUCUCUCUCACCUACCCUUCUUCCCUUCAAUUUUUUUCCCUCUAAAUUUUGUUGACAACUUGUACAUAUAUUUGGGCCAGAGAAAAGACAAAUAUGUUUGAUUUUGGGGACGAACUAACAAUUGAAAGCUACAGAAUUCCAUGGCUAGUAUGGAUCCAAAUACUUGUCAUGCUCCUCCUCGUGGUUCUUCUCUUUUGCGUCAGCCUUUCCGCUCUGGAUCUCCCCGACUGCACUUCCUCAGCUUCGGCAUCCCUUUGUCCCGAACUCCAGCUGGACAAAAAACCUGGUUUCAAGCAAAAUACAAGACUUGUGUCCACUUGCUUCCAGGCUUCCCAGGUUGGAGAAAGCCGGAGUAUGAAGGGUGAGAUAGCCACAGGAACAAGCAGAAGGAUAGGGAGAGGAGAAGACACUAUAGAAAAGGAAGGCCCUUCAUCAAAAGAAGCAAAUCAAAAUUGUUAUCACCCUUGUCACUAUCUCAGGCUUGCUAAGAUAGCAUUUCUUAAGUGCUUGGGUCUGGAUUCCUCGUCUGAGAAUAGUUCAACUAAUGAACAAAGAAACGAAAGAUAGUACUUUAUCCUGUUAACAUGUCUUAUCAAAUUCUUUCAUUCAGCUUCGGUAUAGGGUGGCUGUACGGGGAAUUUUCAACAUUUGAUGUUCAAUCAAUCAACACCAACAGCUGAGAUUGGCCCCAGAGAGAAAACCCCAGAUGCAAAUUGCAAAGAGAAGAUUACAAAAUGAUUCCUCUUCCGAUUCUCAGUGCUAGUUAUUCCCAGUAGCUAGCUAAGCUACGCUGUUCUGUUGCUUGUGCUGAGAGGUAGCAGCAAUUCCGGAUGGGGUUUGGGUCCGAUAAUGGUAUUGUUAAGAUAUGAAGUAUUCAUUUGGAAAGUGUAUUUAAUCGAAACCUUUAUAUUUAAAUAUUUGAAAAUGGAUAAAUGAUUUUUUUCAAAAAAUCAUUCAAGCUUAAGCUUAA